AUGGCGGAUGGCAAGUCAGUCUGACUCUGAUCGGCUCAAGGAACAGUCAGUUCUCCAGUCAUGAAAGUUUUGGUGUUAGUUGUGUGCCUGGCCGCGGCGGCGGUGGCCGAUGUGCCCCGCGAAAUCAAGGAGCAGAACACCAGGGUGCAUGCCCUCCCCCACGCCUUCGAGACCCCCGAGCACUUCGAUGACAGCAAGGGACCGUUCCACUUCGGCGAGCUCCGCUCCCUCAAGCCCAUUGUGGAGGAAAAGGCCUACGGCAGCGACCAAAAGAUCACCACCACCGUGGACGUCAAGGAGUACAAGAUCACCGGACCCGGUAUCACCACAUACAGUGCUGCCGGCCCCGCAGUGUCUCAGUACAACACGAACCAGUACCAGCAGCAGUACAACGCGAACCAGUACCAGCACCAGCAGCCCGCCUCUCUGCUCAUCAAGAGCGUUGAGAAGCAGGUUCCUGCGUUCCAGCAGACCACCUUCGUGAGCCAGCCCGCCUCAUCCAUCUACUACAAGACGGCCGAGAAGGUAGAGGAGCCCGCGCUCCUGACAAGCGGAGUCCAGCAGGUCCAACAGAUCGAAAAGGUCGAGAAAAUCGAAGGUGCCCAGAAGGUUGAGGUUCCUGCUGUGACCGCCUACUCUGGUGGCUACGAGCACAGCGCCUUCAUCCAGAAGCAGCCUUCCCUCGCUAGCCUGAGCAGCACCUCCGGAUACGGUGUUAGGAGCGCCGUCAGCCAGCCCACCAUCACCACCUACAAGAAGGAGUACGUCAGCCAGCCUGCCGUGACCACCACCACCACCUACACCAGCGGCCUGCCCACCCUUUGCGACCAUAUAAAGAGGAAAGAGUAG
Messenger RNA from Frankliniella occidentalis (western flower thrips), 849 nucleotides. RefSeq lists its product as uncharacterized. The record is from RefSeq and is a predicted model, not a curated record. Lineage: Eukaryota; Metazoa; Arthropoda; Insecta; Thysanoptera; Thripidae. Bases 61 to 849 code for a protein of 262 amino acids. The transcript is spliced from 4 exons.